UAGGGUGCAAUGGUAAUGCCUGUCUGUUGGGCUGUCAAUGAUGUUUGAUUGGCAACGAAUGUUUGGGCAUGGGGCGUUGCUAUCUCCAUACAAUUGGUGUGCUCGGCCUUAUGGCAAUGGAAUCACAUGCGUGCGUUGCUAGGCGAUGCGGCCUCACAUCCUGGCAUCGAUUAAACAUUCGCAAAAUUUGCAUUUCAUAAGUCGGGGUAAGCUUAGACUGGAAUAAGGAAGGGUCGACGAAUGCGUGCCUGGGAGACACAAUAAUUAAAAAGCUAUUUGGAGAUAGGGGCAGGCGAUUGGCUAAGGAGUGCGAGUGGGCUGGCUCAUCCCCCGCGACGCCGGGGUAACUCCCAAAAUGAGCACGACACCAAAAUGGUACUGCCGCAACAAAUCGCAGCCGAUGCACACGUUCGCGGAAAUCGGAAAUUUGGGCCUGGAACUGCGACGCAUUACCAAGCGGAUUGUGAUCGAUGUUAACUCGUCCAUAUUCAGCGAUCAUGAUACCAUUUUGGAGGAGUGCGAGCAUGUGGUGGAGCUCUACUGGAGCCUGAAGGACGAAACCAAAAAUGCAGAUUUUCAGUCGCUCUCGAAAAAGAUCAAGCGCAGCCCCUACAACGCGCUGCUCAUGCGCAAGUUCAAUCUGAUCAUGGAGCUGAACGACAGACGCUUCUGCCAGCUGACCUUCGUGCUCAAGCGCACGCUCUGUCUGCUCUUGCGCAAGUCGAUGCAGUCAGAGAUGUGGCUCAACUGGGCACUGCAUAUCACCCAGCUGUACAACAAGUGCCGCAAUGUGAACGCGAGCCAGAAGCAGUGGCCACCCAAAGCGCCAGCGGAGCAGGAGGCACCACUAGAGGAGGAAGAGAAUGAGCCGAAAUUGAGUGGGAAAUGCAAGGAGGAGAUGCAUGCCAAUGUGUGCAGCAAUAUGUAUCCAGCUCUGCUAAUGUCCCUCCGAAACAUUGACUUUGGCUUCGUGCUGCAGUGUGUGGCCCAAACCCGAGUAGAGCAGAAUGCGUUGGACUUGAUUUUUGGACUCUUCAACAUGGGUGAGCAGGAUGCCUGGCGUGAGCAACAGCAGCAGCACCACAACCACGAGUCCACCUCUUCAAGCUUGGAGAUCCUGCGCACAUUGAAUAUCUCCUUUGCUGCUGGCGAGUACCAACAGUACUGCGAUCCUGGCCAGGACUACAAAUCCAUGCAGCUAGCAGCUCCAGAUGCCGGCGAUAAUCAGAGCCUACGCUGCAAGCACACCGAGAGCUUCCUGCAGAAGGAGCGCCUCUUCAUAGCACAACUUAUAACCAAGGCCACGGAGAUCUGUCCAACUAUAUUCGAUAGCCGCCGGACAGGAGAGGUGGACAUGAAUGCCUACAUCGUGCGCGGCCUGCGUUUGCUGUGGUCCUAUGUGGGCAUCAUAUUGGAUCACAUAUUGCUCUGGUGGAUAGACACGCCGAUGUCUUGCUAUAAUCUCACCCACAUCGACUCCAUACGUUGCUGGCUAUUUCACCAGAGUGUGAAUGAUAUACCCGAACCGGUGUACUCCACGCUACGUGGUAUUGGCGAGAUUCUGACUGGCUUCAUGUGUAACAACAUCUGGGAUCAGCUCUUUCGCUUGGCUCUCGUAUCGUCGAGCAAUCCAAAACGUUUGGUUGAACAGGUCGUCGAGCAGUAUCGUGAUUUCCCCAAGAACGAGCACGGCACGCCCACUGGUACGGUGUGGAUCAGCGUCUUCUCCAACUUGGUCAACCUGAGCAAUCAAUACUUUGCUAACACGGAUGCCCACAAUAAUUCGAGUCUGCUGCCAGUUGCCGAACAAAUACCCAUACUACACAGGCUGGAUCACUCGGUGCACUCGAUGCGUCUGUGGGUCACCGAGCAGGCGAAGCUGCUGUGCUGCGAGUGGAAAAUGGAUCGCUUCUUCCAAAUACUGGAGCACGAUGUGAAGCAAUGCCUGAGUGUCUUCACUACCUUCAAACUGCCCAAACUCACUGCCGAUCUGAGCGAUAUACUGAUGUUAGUGUGCGUGGCGCUACGCACAAAGCUCAUCACUGAGGUCACAAAUAAUAUAGAUUUGCUUAAGAAAACAACCGAUGAAUGUGUUCAGAUAUUGUCGGCGGUCUGCCGCAUCGUCAGCCUGGCCAAUUUCACGCUCUGCUUUCCGGCGGCCAGCCAUUGGCAGCGUAGCGUCUACGACAACGAGGAGAAGAGCUUGUAUGUGGGCUAUGUGCUGGAUCAGAUCUUCUUGCCCACCAUACGCGCCACCAAGGACAUAGUCAUACUGAAGCUCAUCCUCAAGCUGAUCUGUGAGGCCUGGCUGGACUUCAUUUACAAGAAGCGCAUACGCUUCAGCGUCAAUGGAGCCCUGCGUCUGCUCAAUGAUUUCGAUGAUGUGCGCGAGUGGAUACUCAACUGCUCCCUGCUGGACGAGCAGCAGCUGGACAAGCUGAGCAAUCACGAGGUGCUGCGCAUGUGCAAGGGCGUGGGCAAGAUACUCCUACGCAAGCCGGAAGACAUCAUAUCGAUAACGCAGUCGCCGAGGUUUGACAAGAAGACAACCGACGCGAGUGCCCAGGACACACAGCUGCCAUCCGAAAUGUUCGUCUCCAAUCAGAAGCACUGGCUGCAGCUGCGCGCCAGUGCCAGCAAUGGGUUCCCUCUGAUGAAGCUCUGCUGCGGCGAUGGCAUGAUCUGAGCCGCAAAGCGAGUGUAGUAAAGAAUAGAAAUGUUUAUUGUGUCGCGCAAAUGCUUACAAAAAUUGAAAGAUCUAAAUACAUUGUGUGUGUAUAAGG
This is a messenger RNA of Drosophila arizonae, 2783 nucleotides long. RefSeq lists its product as uncharacterized. The record is from RefSeq and is a predicted model, not a curated record. Lineage: Eukaryota; Metazoa; Arthropoda; Insecta; Diptera; Drosophilidae.